Molecule: messenger RNA, 3267 nt
Organism: Chanos chanos (milkfish)
Lineage: Eukaryota; Metazoa; Chordata; Actinopteri; Gonorynchiformes; Chanidae
Gene: nfatc3a
Product: nuclear factor of activated T cells 3a
Exons: 10
Coding region: 40-3267 (1075 amino acids)
Biological process (GO): cytokine production; regulation of transcription by RNA polymerase II; calcineurin-NFAT signaling cascade
Cellular component (GO): transcription regulator complex
Molecular function (GO): DNA-binding transcription factor activity, RNA polymerase II-specific; transcription factor binding; RNA polymerase II cis-regulatory region sequence-specific DNA binding
Source: RefSeq, a predicted model, not a curated record
CGGCGCAGAGAGACGGGUGAACCCGACUUAUCAAAACCGAUGACUACUGCAAACUGUACCGGUAAUGAGGAGCUGGACUUCAGAUUGAUGUUCGGGGAGGACGGUCAACAACAGGCUCUAGGCCCUGCAGACCUGGAACCCGAUGACACCACUUCAUUCUACAUUCUGAACGUGGGCCAGCCCCCAUCUGUGGUCAACCAAUCAUCUAUCGGCAUCCCGCGGCACGGUCUGCAGGCUCAUUCCCAGAUCAUCUCCACGUCGCCACGGCUACAGCACAAGCCGUACGACCCCAGCUAUGAUACGCUGCAGGACUCCAAAUACAACCCUCUUGCAGGAGGAGGAGGAGGAGGUGGUGGCGGAGGAGGGGGCCCACCCAAAGCCUUCGAAUGUCCCAGCAUUCAAAUCACCUCCAUCUCGCCCUCUUGCCAGCAGGAGAUGGACGCCAGCGAAGACGAGAUGCGAGGGAAAGGCCCGGACGGGGAUUACCAGGAACGGCCCCUGUCCAGGGACCACCUCUACCUGCCUCUGGAUCACUCAUACCGGGAUUCGUCUCUAAGCCCGAGCCCCUGCAGCAGCCUGUCCUCCAGGAGCUGGUUUUCUGACGCCUCGUCCUGCGAGUCCUUCUCGCACGUGUAUGACGACGUGGACUCGGAGCUGAACGAAGCGGCGGCCCGUUUCACGCUGGGCUCGCCCCUCACCUCGCCCGGGUGCUCCCCGCAAGCCGGCCCAGUGGAGGAACAGUGGCAGCACCAUCACCCGACGUACGGCCACGCCCACGGCCACGCCCACACCCGGUCGCUCUCGCCUCGUCAGUCCCCCUGCCACUCGCCCCGCACCAGUGUCACCGACGAGAACUGGCUAAGCCCCCGCUCUCCGUCGCGUCCCUCGUCCCGUCCCACCUCCCCCUGUGGGAAGAGACGCCACUCCAGCGCUGACAUCUGCUACCCUGGCUCCGUGUCCCCGCAUCACUCCCCCACGCCCACCCCCGGACCCUCCCCUAGAGGCAGCGUCACCGAAGACACCUGGAUCGGGAGCCCCGCGGGGGGGAUGUCCACAUUUCAGUGCUGCCCCGAAGCUGACAUCCCCUCCAAGACCCGGAAGACGUCUCAGGACCGAACGGCUGCGGUGCAGCCGGGGAAAGGAGACUUAACCCUGGACGAGUCGGGGAACGUGUCCCCGUUAUUGGACUCGCCUGCCGAGGACGCUCUACAUGGUCUGAAGAAAGACGGACCUGGAGAGCAGUUCCUCUCUGUCCCCUCUCAUUUCACCUGGAAUAAACCCAAACCAGGACACACACCUAUCUUCAGGACGUCCUCCUUGCCUCCGUUGGAUUGGCCGUUACCGAGUCAGUUUGGCCAAUACGAGCUGAAGAUCGAGGUUCAUCCCAAAGCGCACCACCGAGCACAUUACGAAACGGAGGGAAGCAGAGGGGCCAUCAAAGCUACUAUGGGAGGGCACCCCGUCGUCAAGCUCGUUGGCUACAGUGAAAAGCCGGUGAACCUGCAGAUGUUCAUCGGAACAGCGGACGACCGUUACCUGAGACCGCACGCUUUCUACCAGGUGCACCGGAUUACGGGGAAAACGGUGGCCACCGCCAGUCAGGAAAUCAUCAUCGCCAGCACCAAAGUGUUGGAGAUCCCGCUGCUGCCAGAAAACAACAUGUCUGCCAGUAUUGAUUGUGCUGGCAUUCUGAAGCUGAGGAACUCAGACAUAGAGUUGAGAAAGGGUGAGACAGACAUUGGACGGAAGAAUACGCGAGUCCGAGUCGUAUUCCGAGUGCACAUCCCACAACCCAAUGGAAAAGUUCUCUCUCUACAGGCCGCAUCUAUUCCAGUGGAGUGCUCCCAGCGCUCUGCCCAGGAGCUGCCGCAGGUGGAGAAGGCCAGUCUGUCCAGCUGCCCUGUCAGUGGGGGGGAGGAAAUGCUUAUCACCGGCUCCAACUUCUUCCCUGAAUCCAAGGUCAUCUUCCUGGAGAAGGGCCCUGAUGGGAGACCCCAGUGGGAGGUGGAGGCCAAAAUAAUCCGAGAGAGAAGUCAAGGAUCGAGCAUCGUCAUAGAAAUCCCGCCCUAUCACAGUAAGACAGCGACGUCACCAGUCCAGGUGCAGUUCUAUGUGUGCAAUGGCAAACGGAAAAGGAGCCAAUCACAGCGCUUCACAUACCUCCCAGUUCUGGUGAAACAGGAGCACAGGGAUGAUCUGGACCCCGCCGUGGUGCCGCCCAUGCCUCUGUCCCUGGGGCACGGUGCCAGCCUGGUCCGAGCCCAGCUGCCUUCUCCCGAGCAGAACCACCCGCCGGACGGCCUUCUGUCCAGCUCUCCCCGUGGCCUAGCUCCUUCCCUGCACCCUCUGCAACCCCCCUGCGCCCCCAUGGGCUCCCCUACCUUCUCGCACCUGCCUCACCUCCAAAGCCGGGGACUGCACCCGCCCCCCGAAUGCCAGCUGCCCUUCCACGCGGCCCAGGCCCCUCAGACCAGGCCAACGUACCCGCCUAUGCAGCACAGCCUGCCCUUCAACGGCCAGCCCAGUCUUCCCGUCAGUGCCAGUUCUCCCCAGGCCUACGAGCGCAUGCCCUUCCAGCCCGACCCGGCCACCUGCCACCCAAUGGGGCUAGGGAUGGUGUACCACGCCCCUUCCUCGGCCCCUGCUUCCGCGCCGGCCUCCAGCCCCAGCCACGUCUCCUGUACCUCCACGCAGCCUCUCACCCAUUCGUCUCCUCACCUCCACUCCCUGGGCUACCACUGCCCCAACCCGGGCCAGCAGAUGCCCCCUUCGCCGACUCACGCCGUCGGCCAGCCCGUGCCGGGGCUGCAGCACCCGCUGGGAUACCACCCCGCCGGCCAGCGCUCUGCCUCCUGCCCCACGCCCUCCAGCGCCCCUGCCCGCGUCGGACCGUCCCCCCAUUCGGGUCCCUCCUCGCCGCAGUUACAGUCACUGCCCUACCAGUCGCCCACCUCGCCCUCUCCGACCUCCGGCAGCCCCCUGGGCCCCCUGUCUCACUCCAGCCAGCCUUCCCCCCAGGCAAGCAGCCCCGUCCUGGCCAACCUAUCCCCAGCAGGCCCCAUCGUUCACCCCCUGGGCCCUCAGGGACCCUUCCCGGCGGAGGGAGAAAGGCUGAACAUCAAGCAGGAGCCAGAGGACAGGGAACUGACCUUCCGCUCCAUUGGGUUUCAAGACAUCACACUGGACGAUGUGAAUGAGAUCAUUGGCAGAGAUAUGUCACAGACUCCUGCAGCCUCUUGCUCCUCUACAGCACACAGCCAGUCCUAG